This is a messenger RNA of Cornus florida, 925 nucleotides long. RefSeq lists its product as uncharacterized. The record is from RefSeq and is a predicted model, not a curated record. NCBI's taxonomy places the organism in Eukaryota, Viridiplantae, Streptophyta, Magnoliopsida, Cornales, Cornaceae. The transcript has 5 exons. Bases 175 to 597 code for a protein of 140 amino acids.
AUAACGUGGGCAUUCUUAACCGGACUCGACUGUAUAGUUUGGAAUUUGGGCAUAUCGUGGUCAAUCAAUAUCUUUCUAGUAAACACUAAACAAUCUUCAAAAUCUCCAUCAUAUCACCUUUCUUGCCAAAAAAGAAAAAAAACCAUCUUAAAUCUUAGAACCAAAUAUUGUCAUAUGAAGUCCAAACUUGGCUCAACCCUCUCAGAAUCCACAGUUACCCAGUUCGGAAUUGAAACAAAGGAAAGGCAAUGUUCAUUUAUGGACAAGAUGGAUAUCAAUGGAAAGAAUUGUCAUUUCCAUGAAAGGCAGCCUUCAAGGUGUUCUAAAAAUGUCAAUGAAAACAAGAGCUCCACUGAAAAAGAUGUUCACAAUUCUUAUAUAAACCAUGCUGAAAUAGAUUGGCAUGAGAGGAGAAGGGCGUGGAUUGGUGAUCGAUCUCAAAGAUCGCUGAUAAUGCCUAGAGAACCAAUUGUGAGCUGGACCACAGCUUAUGAGGAUCUGCUUUUAUCUACUGAAGCUUUUCACCAGCCAAUACCAUUAGCUGAGAUGGUGGAUUUUUUGGUUGAUAUUUGGUAUGAAGAAGGCCUCUAUGACUGAAUUGGAGUGAAAAUUAAGCCGCAGUGACAUUGUGCAGUUACAUUUGUGGAUGCUUAUGACUAAGAGGCAAACCUCCAGAUUUAUAGAAUGAUAAUUAAGAGUGUAGUCUGUUCUCUUUUUCUUGAUUGCAUAAACAAGAGGAGCCUCACUGACAAUUUGAUCUAGCUUCUAGUGCAUUUUAGACUCUCAUUAACUUUGUAUUGUUCCCACUUCCCAUAUACAGGUAAACAUUUGUGUAAUUGUAUUUAACCUGUUAAGAUGUAGAGUAGAUUGAUUAUUCCAGAUUUAUAGAAUGAUUUUCUGACAGUUGUCAGUUCUAAGUGGGCAA